Molecule: messenger RNA, 747 nt
Organism: Coregonus clupeaformis (lake whitefish)
Lineage: Eukaryota; Metazoa; Chordata; Actinopteri; Salmoniformes; Salmonidae
Exons: 4
Coding region: 1-747 (248 amino acids)
Source: RefSeq, a predicted model, not a curated record
AUGAGCCAGUUAUCAGUGGGACAGAAGAUCAUGACCGAGACCCUCCGGCUCCCCUCCUUCCAGGUGCAGGCCCCGGGGGACUGGGAGACCCAGGAUGGAGACCCAGGAUCGGAAGCCUCCGCCGGGGGAAAUGAAGUCGAGGUACUCGUCACAGGUUGUGACCCUUCCAUCCUCUCCAGCUCUGCCACUCCGUCCCUCCACCGCAAGCGCUUCAAGAUGCGGCGCAUGAAGAAUGUGCAGAGCGAGAGCAGCGUGACCCCGGCUGUGUCUGCAGCGGCUGCCACUAUGAGGUCAGAGGUCAUGAGUAAGAGCCAGGGGUCGCACUCCUUCUCGGGGGCCAUGGAGUACUUACAGCUGCCGUCCAUCGAGAUUACGCCAUCCAGCGACAAGGACGCGGCAGCCACCUGGUCCAGCUGCUCCACACCCAGCACUUCCCCGCGACGCAAGAGCUUCUUGCUGCACCGCUGGCUGAACAUGCGCGAGAAGAAGGAGCACGACAGUGAGAGCAGCAGGGAGAACAGCCUACAGAGCAGCCACGAGGAGGACUCCGCUCGCUUCUUGACCCCUCACAGUCGGGAGGAGAGACCUCCGGGGGGUAGGAGGACGGUCACCAUGGUCCAGAGUGGCUCGCUAACUGGUCAGAUGUCCUGUGGCCUUGGGGUCAGGCAGGGCUGGGGGGGCUCACUGAGGAGGAGACUGGCCUUCCGCAGGGUCAAGUCAGACAGUGGGGCGGGCAAGCUGAGGUAA